This is a messenger RNA of Cylicocyclus nassatus, 1191 nucleotides long. The record is from the annotation of a GenBank genome assembly. NCBI's taxonomy places the organism in Eukaryota, Metazoa, Nematoda, Chromadorea, Rhabditida, Strongylidae.
AUGGAUAAUUUGAGGGGAUGGCCGGAGCAUACGCAACUGCUCACCGCGAUUCACAGGGUAGAGCCGCAGGAAGUCUAUAAUACAGUAAAGCAGCUAGCGUUAAGCAUAGAGCAAUCAAAGGAAAUGCUCGACGGCGGAAACGAAAUUAAGAGGUACAAUUGGAAAAAGAGGUAUCAGUUCCAUGAGCACAGUGGGAAAGAACUACAAGAGCCAGACGAACAAAGGACAAUAACUGUGAACAGCAGGACAGAUAUGAGUAGAUGUGUGGAAGUGGAUCAAAAUAGAGCUACAAGAGGGGUGGCAUGGAGAAAAACAAGCGGUUCUGGGAAGCCGGGUUGUCAAGAAAAGCUCUAUACAGGGCUUGGAAGGCCUGAGAAAAGAGGAGGCACGGAUCAGAGAAGAUGUUUCAAUUGUAGAAGAUAUGGACAUAUUGGGAGAGAGUGUCCGUAUAAGCGCACGCAAGUAAACCAGAUUGAGAAAACUAAGGGGUUCCUGCAAAACGGAAAACAGGAUAACCUGACCGAAGUGAUAGGUAAAGCGACGAGCCUAGGACUUAAGGUACCAGCUAUACUGGACACAGGGUCGAUGAUUAGCAUUGUUCCUGUGGGGGUGCUGGCACGCGCGAAGAAGGCAGGCUAUGACGUAGAUGUUUUAGAGAUGAUAUCCGACAGAAAGUUAAACCCGGUAUAUGACGCCUCGACCAACAAGAUGAGCUUCCUGGGAGCUGUUAAAGUCCUUGUAAAAUUAGAAGGGGGAAAGAAGAGCAUAGUAGCAUUCCACAUAUCGGAUGUCAAGGAUGAUGAUGUACUGAUCACCACGAAUGCAUUGGCAGCUUUGGGAGUCGAUAUAAUACUCAAAACGGAGGAAAUGCAACAGGAUGUGCUCGACGGGAAAAGAGUAGUAGCAACAAAGCGGGUGUACAUUCCUCCACGUAACUCAAUACUAGUGCCGGCGCGAUGUGAAGGAGGCAGUGAACUAGAAGAGAGGGUAGUGCGGCCAAGUAGGAAGGACCUACCCGUCGGGGUGUUCACAGUGAAGAAUCAGGAACUGGACAUCCCAGUCAUGAACACCAUGGAGAAGCCAAUGAUUAUUAAAGAAGGAGAGGAGCUAGGACAAUGGGGAACAGAGAAGUGGAAAAGUAAGUGGGAAGAAAUGAAUCCACUAAUGAUGGACAGUGAGAUACCUCGAUAG